AUGAAAUUAUUCAUUGCUUUCUCGCUCCUGAUUAUUUUCAUUGCAUUCCAGGGACAAAUUUCUUGUUUCUCCUUAAAUAUACCUGCGUCUCCUGGCUACUAUCAAGAUGGAGAUUUUGUUAUUGGAGGACUCUUUUCCCUUAAAGUGACUUUUGGAGACAUGAGAAACAGAUUUGGCUUUGAAAGUACAACCUAUAUUCCGGAUUAUGUUUAUGCGGAUCUCACUAAACAUUAUCAGCACAUGCUGGCAAUGGUUUUCGCUAUAGAAAACAUCAACAAAGACCCGAACAUUCUGUUCAACAUGUCCCUGGGAUUCUACCUCUUCAAUGUCAACUUCAUUGAGAUGAAAGCCAUGGAGAGCUCUAUGGCUUUGCUCUCGGGAAGGAGCCCCCCCAUUCCUAACUACAGCUGCAGGCAGAAAAGUCACAAGCUGGUUGCUGUGAUAGGAGGCAUUUCAACAGGAAUGUCAACCCAGAUCUCCCGAAUCCUGAGUCUCUAUAACGUCCCACAGAUCAGCUAUGCUCCUUUUGACCAGAGUCUGGGGACCAGAGUCCAGCCCCAAUCUCCUUACCAGUUUCCUGUGAACACUGCAGCUCUCUAUCAGGGGAUUAUUCAACUGCUGCUGAACUUCAGUUGGGUCUGGGUUGGCCUUGUGGUCCCAGAUGAUAUGAGGGGAGAACUAUUCCUUAGAGACAUCACAGAAGAGAUGACCAUCCAUGGACUUUGUGUUGCAUUUGCAGAAAAAAUUCCAGAAUUUCCUGCUAAGGACACAACAAACAGGCUACGUUUCACAGAAAGAUUCACACUGACAAAUGUCGUUGUUGUAUUUGGAGACACAUAUUCUCUUCUGAGGCUUGUCUAUAACAUCUUUUGCAAUAUUCCUCUUGGUAAUGUCUGGGUCACAACUUUGGACUGGGAUAUCACCACAUUACCAUUUGAACAAAGUCUAAGUUAUACAUACUUCGGUGGAGGAUUAUCAUUUUCUGUUUACAUGGAUGAAAUUCUGGGAUUCAAGGAUUUUCUCAGGAGUGUUCAACCUGGGAAAUACCCUCGUGAUAUCUUUAUCCAGGAUGUGUGGUCAGUAUUAUUUGAAUGUCCAUAUUCAAAUCAGGACUUUAUCAGGGAAUUGAGUCAGUGUGAGCAAAAUGGCACCCUGGGCACACGAGCUCUGCAUGCUUGGGAUAUGAAUACCUCCCCCGCAAGCUACAGAGUCCAUACUGCAGUGUACGCCAUCGCCCAGGCACUGCAUGAGGAGCUGUCACUCAGAAUGGAAGGAGACUCACUUGAUAAAGGUGCACCCCCGGCUCCUCUCCCAUGGAAGCUCCAUCCAUUCUUAAAAAGGGGCCAACUUGGAAGAAACACUGACGAGGAGAGCGUUGUAAAUAAGGAGGGACGGACAACCAAGCUUGACAUCUUUAACUACCAGUCUCUGCAGAAUGGUACCAAAGCUCAAGUGAACGUUGGCGAGUUCAUCUUUGAAUCUCACGGUGUUCAGCAUUUUUCCCUAAAUGAUAAACUGAUAACUUGGGGCGAACAGUACAGUAAAACUCCUCUCGCUGUCUGCAAUCCAAGCUGUCUACUCGGAUUCAGAAAAACACCUCUUGAAGGAAAACCAUUUUGUUGUUUUGAUUGCCUCCCUUGCCCAGAUGGAGAGAUUGCAAAUGAAACAGAUAUGGAUCAAUGCAUCAAGUGUCCUGAAGAUCAGUAUCCAAAUAAGGAGAGAAAUCAGUGUCUCCCUAAAAUUAGGACAUUUUUGUCCUAUGAAGAUACUCUGGGAGCUGUUUUGGUCUCUCUGGCCAUUAGUUUGUCUGCCUUCUCGGCUCUGAUUUUAGGAUUAUUUAUCUGCUAUCGGGACACACCCAUUGUCAGAGCAAAUAACAGAAAUCUCAGUUAUAUUCUCCUUGUUUCUCUAAUGCUCUGUUUCCUUUGCUCAUUGGUAUUCAUUGGCCAACCUAGAACAGUCACCUGUGUCUUGAGACAAAUGAUUUUUGGGGUUGUGUUUUCUGUUGCUGUUUCUGCUAUCUUAGCAAAGACCUUCAUUGUGGUUGUGGCCUUCAAAGCCAUCAAACCAGGGAGCACAUUGCAAAUGUGCAUGGUGACUCGACUCUCAAACGCAAUAGUCUGCAGUGGUUCCCUCAUCCAAGUGUGCAUCUGUGCAGCCUGGCUGGGAACAUAUCCUCCUUUCCCUGACGUUGACAUGCAGUCAGAGUCUGAGCAAAUCAUCCUUUGGUGUAACGAGGGCUCCACCCUUGCCUUCUAUUGUGUCCUGGGGUACUUGGGCUUUCUGGCCAUUCUGAGCUUGCUUAUUGCUUUUCUAGCGAGGAGGCUACCAGACAGAUUCAACGAGGCAAAAAAUAUCACGUUCAGCAUGCUAGUUUUCUGCAGUGUGUGGAUUUCCUUCAUACCCACUUACCUGAGCUCCAAAGGCAAAACCAUGGUGGCUGUGGAAACUCUUUCAAUUCUGGCCUCCAGCACUGGCUUACUGGCCUGUAUAUUUCUCCCCAAGUGCUAUGUGAUCCUACUAAGAUCAGGUGACCAGACAAGAAAAAAAUUUUUUAAAAAACUUCCUUCUUAA
Peromyscus leucopus (white-footed mouse) is the source of this 2574-nucleotide messenger RNA. RefSeq names its product vomeronasal type-2 receptor 26-like. Lineage: Eukaryota; Metazoa; Chordata; Mammalia; Rodentia; Cricetidae. Gene Ontology annotation, molecular function: G protein-coupled receptor activity. Gene Ontology annotation, biological process: G protein-coupled receptor signaling pathway. The record is from RefSeq and is a predicted model, not a curated record. Gene Ontology annotation, cellular component: membrane.